AUGAUUACCUUAUGGACUAUACUGUUAUUGAUAGUUUUAACAUUGUUUUGGUUUAAAGAUCCAAUUCUUGAUUCUCAAAGAGACUUGAGUAGAGUUGCUUUGUCACAGCAAGCUAACGUCACGGUGGUUAGAAAGUCCAAUGAAACUGCUUUAUAUAGAAAUUUUAUGAUUCCUUUACAAUUUGCUUUAAAUACUGGGUUAGCUUUGUCUAUUGGUUAUAAAAUUAGAAAUGGUAAUUUCGGUGAUAUUUGGAAUGCCAUUAUGGACAUAACUAAAAGUAAAAAAUCAUUUAUAUCAUUUAAUAAUAAACAAUAUUCUUUACCAGAUAUUAAUGGCAUGUGUUUUCAAUUUAUAAAACAUCUGGACCUGAUCUGUAAUAAUAUUAACAUCAAUACAAAUAAUGACAAAAGCAUAAAACAGGAAAAUAAUGCAGAAGAGAAACCACAAAAAUCAACUAUUGUUGUGGGUAUUACUGUUCCAGCGACAUCUUUACCUGGGUUUAUUAUCUCCGUGUCAUGUAUGAUAAAAAGUAUUUUAUGUAAAAAGGAUGAUGUUAUGAUUAUACCUCAAUUAGUCACAAUGGUUCCAAGAUCAAAACAAUUCAAUAAUAUUGAUAUUCUAGUAAUUAAUUCAGAAAAAGAUUUACAAAUGCUAAACGAUUCAAAAGAUUGGUAUUCAAAGAUUAUCGUUUGUGAUGAUACAAUAGUAUUAAAUAAGGAUGCUAUCAAUGAUUCGAAUGUUGCCCUUUGGAAGGAUAUGAUUCGUAAUUAUUCUCCGGUAGAGGCCUUUGAAUAUACACCUCCAUUGGAUAAUUCAGAUGAAUUGAAACCAUUUAUUAAUAUCUCUUCCAAAUAUUCAAAUGGUAUUACCUGUUUUAACCAAUUGAAUCUGGUUAGUAGUCUUUCCACUUUUAUUAAGUCAUUCCCUUUGAAUCAUGAAUUGAAUUCAGAUGAUGUUUUAACUAUAAUUAACAAUCCGAAUGAUUUAGAGUUUCAAUUGCAAAUGUGGACUAAAGUUUUUGCUGUAUUGAUCCAUGGGGGUUCAAUAAUAAUGGAAAAUUUAGAUUCUUCUCUUUCGUCUUCGUCUUCUUCUUCUUCUUCUUCCUCGUUUACUAUGAAUAGCAUCGAUCAAAGAUCAACUUUGCUGUUUAUCGAUGCUAAUAAGUUUAAAGAAAUGUAUGAAAAAGAUGUGUUCUUUUCAAAAAGAUUAGACUGGCUUCAAUCAAUUAAAUUUACUCUGGCAAAGCUAUUAUUAAAAUCAGGGAUUUUACCAAACAUGUUUAAAUCAAACAUUAAAUCUCUAAGAUGUGUUUAUUUACACUAUUCAAUGAAAAAACAAGACCAGAUAUCUAAAUUUGAUUUUAAUGCUAUACCUCAAAAAUAUAAGAGUGGUCAAUUCGAUGAUCCAUUGACAAUCGAAGAUAUUAAUAAGUGUCGUAUCUUAUUAGGUUCACGUAUAAGUGUAGAGUUAUAUUGUGACACUUUGGUAAUGGGGCCUAUUUCACAGACAAAUUUUUAUGAUUACAGAUCAUUACCAAAAUCUACUGAAAGACAAGUUACAUGUUUUGGUGCUAUAUCUUUGAGUCUGGAAGGAAAAUUUAUCGAAACUGAAUCAAACCCACAAUUUGAUAUUACUAAAAGACAAGGGAUGUUAUGUGUACGCGGGUUCACAAUUGGAAAACCUUUAGAGAUGGAGAGAAUCGAAUCUGCUACAAAAUUGAGUGAAAAUAUGGCACAUGGUGAAGGUUGGAUGCCACUAAUUGGAGUUUACGGGUUAUGGGGACAUGAUGGCUGUCUUUAUUUAUUUAAAUGA
Arxiozyma heterogenica is the source of this 1812-nucleotide messenger RNA. RefSeq names its product Dde1p (gene DDE1). The coding region runs from base 1 to 1812 and encodes 603 amino acids. Lineage: Eukaryota; Fungi; Ascomycota; Saccharomycetes; Saccharomycetales; Saccharomycetaceae. The transcript has a single exon. The record is from RefSeq and is a predicted model, not a curated record.